Mus caroli (Ryukyu mouse) is the source of this 1906-nucleotide messenger RNA. RefSeq names its product opticin (gene Optc). Gene Ontology annotation, molecular function: protein binding. Gene Ontology annotation, cellular component: extracellular matrix. Lineage: Eukaryota; Metazoa; Chordata; Mammalia; Rodentia; Muridae. The record is from RefSeq and is a predicted model, not a curated record. Gene Ontology annotation, biological process: articular cartilage development; collagen fibril organization; bone development.
CCUGUUCAUUAAGUGAAGAAAUGAGAUUAGGGACCCCUGAGGAAGAAGGAAGGGAAACAGCGGGGCACUUCAAAGAAUGGGAAAUCUAAUUAGACACAUACAUCCCUGGCCAACCACUCGUCCUUCCCUGGCCGAUAGAUGAGGGGGUGUUGGGCUGUCCCUGGGUCUGACAGGCAGUCAUCAUCUCCACCAGAACCUUUAUCUCCCUGGAAGCUCCCGAGCCAGACGGAACCAAAAGUAUCCAAAAGGAUGUACAUCAGAGGGAUUCAGCCAUUCCCACUCCUACCCCCCCCUCAGAACCUCAUGAAGUUCCUGGCUUUCCUGAGUCUGUUGACCUUGGUGCUGCAGAAGGCAGGGACAGCUUCUCUCCUAGGGGAGAGAGAAAGAGACGAGCAGAGCCCUGAGGAAGGUGACACUUACACGUCCCUGUAUGUGGGGAACCAUACCCUGAGCAUAGAGGACUACAACGAGGUCAUUGAUCUCAGCAACUAUGAGGAACUGGCAGACUAUGGGGACCAGAUCCCUGAGGCUAAAAUAAGCAAUCUGACUCUUCCAACAAGAACUAGUCCUACUAGCACUGUGGCUCCGAGGACAUUGUCACCAAACCUCACGAUGGCCGUACCUACCACCACUGGCCUUCUGAACUCCCAGAGCAGUCAUGGCCUGCCUACCUGCCUGGUCUGUGUGUGCCUUGGCUCUUCUGUCUACUGUGAUGAUGCAGACCUGGAGAACAUCCCUCCUCUUCCCCAGAUGACCACCUACCUAUAUGCUCGCUUCAACCACAUCAACCACAUCCAGGCUGGAGACUUCAAAGGGCUGACAAAACUGAGAAGGAUCGACCUCUCUGGCAACUCCAUCUCCUCCAUCCACAACGAUGCCCUCCGCCUGCUGCCUGCCCUGCAGGAUCUGAUCCUUCCAGAGAACCAGCUGGCAGCCCUGCCUGUGCUGCCCAGUGGCAUUGAGUUCCUGGACGUCCGCCUGAAUCGGCUGCAGAGCUCGGGGAUACAGCCUGAGGCAUUCGUGGCGCUGAAGAAGCUGCAGUUUCUCUACCUGGCCAACAACAUGCUGGAUUCCAUCCCUGGGCCUUUGCCCCUUAGCCUGCGCUCUCUGCACCUGCAGAAUAACAGGAUCGAGACCAUGGAAAGCGACACCUUCUGUGACACCGGGGAACACAGACAUGAGCGCCGGCAGCUGGAAGACAUCCGCCUGGACGGGAACCCCAUCAACCUGAACCUUUUCCCAGAGGCCUAUUUUUGCCUGCCACGGCUCCCUGUGGGCAACUUCAUCUAGGGCCAAGGCUCUUCUCUCCCCGGAUGGUGCGCAGAGGCUCACUGAGGGAGCACUAUUUACCUGCACCCAGAAAGUCAUCUGUAGCCCAAGUUCCAGGAAGCCUGUGAGCCACAGCUGCAAAAUUGCACAGCACACACAGAGAGAGACAGAGACAGACAGACAGACAGGCAGGCAGACAGACAGAUAGGUAGAUAGACACAGACAGACAGACAGACAGACAGAGCCUUCAGCCACUUAAUUUGCAUUUCGCCCUCCUCUUUUCCUACACCUUAUGGUUCCUGACUCAGAGAACAGCAGCAUCCACAGCAGAGAUCUUUUCCACACUCUCCACACCCAUCUUCCCACACAGAAUUCCAGGAGAACCAUGAAAGAAAGGGAUGGAAGAGGAGGCAGCGGAGGGAGGGACAGAAGCUAGGAGGGAGGGGAGAAGGGAGGGGAGGAGGGAGGGGAGGAGGGAGGGGAGGAGGGAGGGGGAGGAGAAUCAUCAGUGUGCUGAAGCCUGGUCUUUCUGACUGGUAGGCUGACAGGACUGAUAAUUACAUUUUCCAGAAUUUUGCAGUUCAGUUGUUAAACACAGCCAUUAUGAAAAAUUAAAUUAUAUAACCUUGCAGUUAAA